AUGGGUGCUAGCUGUAACGAUCAGAGAAAAGCCGUUGCUAUCUGCCUGCAACGAUCACCUUGUGUUUUGAUCGAGCGAAAUACUCCUAAACAAUGCCUAGAAGAUCCCAACCUGAGCAAAGACUUGCCUGAGCUGUGCAUGGCGCAGAUGAAGGCGUUUUUAGAGUGCAAGAGGGGCAUGGUAGAUAUGAAGAAGCGUUUUAGGGGAAACGGGGCGCUCUCUACGGGAAAAUACGAUCAACAAUAUGACAACCUCUCUAGCGGGAACUUUGACGCCCGAGAAGAGCUACACAAGCUAGAAACGCUUUCAAGUGCUAGCAAGAACUAA
Messenger RNA from Lachancea meyersii CBS 8951, 327 nucleotides. The record is from the annotation of a GenBank genome assembly. NCBI's taxonomy places the organism in Eukaryota, Fungi, Ascomycota, Saccharomycetes, Saccharomycetales, Saccharomycetaceae.